Caenorhabditis bovis is the source of this 867-nucleotide messenger RNA. The record is from the annotation of a GenBank genome assembly. NCBI's taxonomy places the organism in Eukaryota, Metazoa, Nematoda, Chromadorea, Rhabditida, Rhabditidae.
AUGGCUUCCCAAAUUUUGUCAAUUUUACAAUUAAAUAUUCCAAAUCUUAAAUCGGUUUAUCUCCAGGUUGAUAUGAAUUUUGAUAAUCGAUCCGCGGCUCCUUUUGCAAUAACCCAUAAAUUAUGCAGAGAUAUUUUGAAAAUAUUUGAAGACGCCAAUGGAUGUUUAAUUGCACCCGACGAUGAUUUGUCCUCAAUCCAUCUCAUAAUAAAUGAGCAAAUGAUGUGCGAAAAAGAUUUUCAGGAAUUUCUGAAUGUUCAACGAAUAUUUGUAAAAUUCACAACAAAGUGCGAUUCCUUGGCCAUAGACAAGUGUUUGCGCUACACAUUUUUCUAUUGGAUGGAAGAACGCGGAUGGUGCAAGAUGAAUUUUUCAGCAUUUGAGCCGCAUUGCGUAUCAUCGGGUGAAGUGUUCAUGAAAUUCUCGGCGGAAUUGGUAAAGGCGUAUCCAUUUGAAGAAUGGUUGCUGGAUCACAUCGAUCGAUUUCGAGAUGAUCGCGAAGUCUCGAAGCGAAUCUCUGCUAGAUGGGUGACGUGUUUGCCAAACCUCGGAAAAGGAAGAAUUGUGAAAAUGUACAGGCAAAUCCCCGAGAGCUCCCCCUUUCAAAAUUAUACACAAAUGAAAUCAUAUUGGAAGAAUACGUAUGGCUACAUUUUACCAGCAAAUCCGCCAGAUACCUAUUACGAUGUGGUGUUUCAGGAUAAAACAAUGCUAUACCCGUUUUUUUGUGUUCUUCCAACCCCGCCACAACCAAUUCCUUACAAAAAGGACACUGAUCGAUUGGCGAAUGCUCUUCAAGAAUUUUUGAAAGAUUUUCGACAAAUCACAAGAAGAACAUUGGACGCUCAAAUUUCGGGUAAAAGUUGA